Ruditapes philippinarum (Manila clam) is the source of this 1039-nucleotide messenger RNA. RefSeq lists its product as uncharacterized. Gene Ontology annotation, cellular component: extracellular region. Lineage: Eukaryota; Metazoa; Mollusca; Bivalvia; Venerida; Veneridae. The record is from RefSeq and is a predicted model, not a curated record. Gene Ontology annotation, molecular function: chitin binding.
AAUGUAACCUUACAUGGUCGGAUAAAUAAACGUGCUAAAAGGAAGAAACAAAUUGUGCAUCAUUAUAACAAUUAGUAUGCAAUUGUGUGCUUCUGGAAUAUAAACCAUUUAUAUGCAAAGUUCAGGCGCAACAUAUCAUUCAAAACCUGGUAGUUUUAAUAACAGCAUGGCUCGGGCUAGUUUAUUGUUCGUACUUAUAAGUGUUGCGCUUUCGGCAGCCCAAGUCAUUCGAAGUCCCCCAGGUUCCACUAGUCCGGUAAAUUCUAUAAAGUCACCAGCAAGUGUGGAUGUGUACAGUGCUUUAGUGCAGGUCAGUAUCAGAUGUAAGAACGACCCAUACAACGGACUAACAUGUGCCGCAGAAUACCCAGACCAAUGCAAAGAGCAAUGGAACUUCCCCAAUCCAUGCACACAGAAUAACCUGGACAGGAAUAUCAACAGAUUUGUUCACCCAUUCGAUAAAACUAAGUUUCUAAUGUGUGGUCAGCUAGGCAAAUUAUAUGUUGUUCAAUGUCCACAGCAUGAGAUAUUCCAUGAUGGCUGUGGUGAAUGCGGUGAUGCAAGAAAUACAGCAUACUGUAGCGAAGUUGGCAGUGGAAGUAGUGGUAGUGGAAACAUGGGCAACAUGGGCAGUGGAAGUGGUGGUAGUGGCAAUAUGGGCAGUGAAAGUAUAAGCAUUGAGGGAAUUGUAGGUAAUAGUGGUAUAGGCAAUAGCGGCGGCAGCAUCAUGAAUGGUAUAAGUAGUGGUAUUGGAGGUGGCAGCGGUAUGGGCAAUAACGAUGGUAGCGUUUUAAGUGGUAUAAUAAGUAGCAGUGGAGGUGGCAGCGGUAUGGGUAACAGCGGUGGCAGCAUCAUGAAUGGUAAAAGUAGUGGUUUUGGAGGUGGCAGCAGAAUGGGCAAUAACGGUGGUAACGUUUUAAGUGGUAAUGUAAGAGGCAGUGGAAGUGGCAGCGGUAUGGGUAACAGCGGCGGCAGCGUCAAGAGUGGCAAAGGUAUUAUCGUUGGAGGUGGCAGUGGUACAGGGAGUAGCGGCGACAGC